AAAGAGCAGCAAGCAGGAGAGGGAAAGGGACAAGGAAAGACGAAGGGGGGAAGUGUCUGAGAAGUGAGAAAGAGGUUUUGCGAGCUUUGACCCUUCUCUCCAUAUUCAUCCAUGGUGGCUCACGCGCUUUAUUAUUCCUCCUCUCGCCUUCUUCCUCCCUACUCCGAAUUGCCUUGACAUUUAUUUAUAUUUCUUCCUCAGCGUUUUCUCUCACCAAACCCACGAAGAUCUCGAAAUCCCAAACCCCAAUUGGAAAUUUCAGGUCGGAGCCAGUCCUUCCCACAAGGGCACCUCGAAAAAUCCGAUCUUGAUCUCGAUCUGGGGGCUGGAGCAGAGGAAUUCCUGGUUUUGAGGCCGUUUGGAUCUCGCGGGUUUGUCCUAUCAGUCCGAGGAGUAGCUGUGGACGGGAGGUUUUGAUUCAUGGGGAAUUGCUGCGUGACCCCACAGACGGCCGAUGAUGCCCCCAAGAAGGGCAAGAAGCAGAACCCUUUCGCUGUGGACUACGGCGUGAAUUACAACGUCAAUGGAGGGCACAAGCUCACGGUGCUCAAGGAACCGACGGGGCGGGAGAUCGAGCAGCGGUACGAGCUUGGCCGGGAGCUCGGGAGGGGCGAGUUCGGGAUAACGUACCUGUGCACGAACAAGGAGACCCGAGAGGAGCUUGCAUGCAAGUCAAUACUGAAGAAGAAGCUGCGGACAGCUGUGGAUAUUGAGGAUGUGAGGAGGGAAGUGGAGAUCAUGAAGCACUUGCCCAAGCACCCCAAUAUUGUUAGCUUGAAGGACACUUAUGAGGAUGAUAAUGCUGUGCAUUUGGUCAUGGAGCUCUGCGAGGGAGGCGAGCUCUUCGAUCGGAUCGUAGCCAGAGGCCACUACACGGAACGGGCUGCUGCUGCGGUUAUAAAGACCAUCGUCGAAGUCAUUCAGGUGUGCCACAAGCACGGUGUUAUGCAUCGGGAUCUCAAGCCUGAGAACUUCUUGUUUGCAAACAAGAAGGAGACGGCUCCCCUUAAGGCUAUUGACUUUGGGUUGUCAAUGUUCUUUAAACCUGGUGAAAAAUUUACUGAGAUAGUCGGUAGUCCUUACUACAUGGCUCCUGAGGUGCUUAAGAGGAAUUAUGGACCAGAAGUAGAUGUCUGGAGCGCUGGGGUCGUCCUUUACAUAUUGCUUUGUGGUGUCCCACCUUUUUGGGCAGAAACCGAGCAAGGAAUUGCCCAAGCUAUCAUCAGGUCUGUUGUUGAUUUUAAGAGGGACCCUUGGCCCAAAGUUUCAGAUAAUGCGAAAGACCUUGUGAAGAAGAUGCUUGACCCGGAUCCCAAGAGACGCCUCACAGCUCAGGAAGUGCUAGAUCACCCCUGGGUUCAGAAUGCUAAGAAGGCUCCUAAUGUUUCCUUGGGUGAAACCGUCAGGGCAAGACUGAAGCAGUUCUCUGUUAUGAACAAGCUUAAGAAGAGAGCCCUUAAGGUAAUCGCGGAGCAUUUAUCUGUUGAAGAAGUCGCCGGCAUUAAAGAAGGAUUCCAUCUGAUGGACACGAACAAAAAGGGCAAAAUAAACAUCGAUGAGCUACGAGUUGGUCUCCACAAGCUCGGACAUCAGAUCCCUGAUGCGGAUCUUCAGAUUCUGAUGGAAGCUGGUGACGUUGACAAAGAUGGACAUCUCGACUAUGCAGAGUUUGUAGCUAUCUCUGUACACCUGAGAAAGAUGGGCAACGAUGAACAUCUAAAGAAGGCCUUUGCAUUCUUCGAUCAAAAUCAGAGUGGGUUCAUAGAGAUUGAAGAGCUGAGGAACGCAUUAGCCAAUGAAGUUGACGUGAAUGAAGAAGUUAUCAGCGCCAUCAUGCACGAUGUAGAUACUGACAAGGAUGGGCGAAUAAGUUACGAGGAGUUCGUCACGAUGAUGAAGGCGGGCACAGACUGGAGGAAAGCAUCAAGACAGUACUCGAGGGAGCGGUUCAACAAUCUCAGCCUCUCGUUAAUGAGAGACGGCUCAUUGCAGCUGAGCAACAACGAAGUCCGGUGAUCCAACUGGGGAUAAGAAAAUCUUUAGGCGAACAGAACAGUAAUAUAUUCUUUGGCUAUCUGGAAAAAUUUUCUUCUUCAGGUUCUUCACUAAUUUUUUUGUUUCUUUAUUUGCCUCUUCCGGGGACCCUUCUAUGGACAAGACUAGGGUUCGGGUCCCGGAAUUGAAUUUGUACUUUGGAGAUGGUUUCUUCUUUGCUGUUGUCUAUGUUAUUAAAAAGGAAAAGAGGAGAGAAGGGCUGUGAGGGUUGGAGAGGCCAAGUGUGGUUGUAAAUAUUUGUUCAUGUUUAAGGAGAAGAAAAAGAUUUGGGGAUUAUUUUGCAAUUCAAAA
Messenger RNA from Punica granatum (pomegranate), 2346 nucleotides. Lineage: Eukaryota; Viridiplantae; Streptophyta; Magnoliopsida; Myrtales; Lythraceae. The record is from RefSeq and is a predicted model, not a curated record.